AACGAUUCCAUCAAUUCCCUGGACAGCCAUCAGGGAAAUCCAUCGAAAUACGCGUCGCACUCACUUUCACGUCCUCCGCGCAACCGCAGAAGCCCUUUAUUGGCAUUUGCGCGUGUUUUUCGCAUCGAUCCAAACACUCUUGGGCUGCUUGACGUACCCCUGUCUGCGUCACCGGCGCUUCUCCGCCAGCGCUGAGCUGCGACCAGCAGGAUGGGCGUUAUUCGGAAGAAAAUUGCUGCAAGAGGCGGAGAGGGUGGCGUGAAAUACGUUUGUGAUGUUUGCUCGGCGGAUAUUACUUCCACCGUCCGCAUCAGAUGCGCCCACAGCGCCUGCAACGAGUACGACCUUUGCGUGCAAUGUUUCGCCAACGGCCGUUCCAGCAACGCGCACCAGCCGGCGACGCAUCCCUACCGGGUCAUUGAGCAGAACUCGUUCCCCAUCUUCGACCGAGAAUGGGGCGCCGACGAGGAGCUUCUCCUUCUGGAAGGCGCAGAGAUCUAUGGCCUGGGAUCAUGGGCAGACAUUGCCGAUCACAUCGGCGGGUACCGGCACAAGGACGAGGUCCGCGACCAUUACCUAAAAGUCUACAUUGAAUCGCCAAACUUUCCGCUCCCGAAGCGAUGCAGCCCGCACGAUAUGGAACUGGCAAACGAGAUUUCAAGAGAAGAAUUCCAGGCCCGCAAGAAGCGCAGGAUUGAGGAACGGAGAGAAGCUGCCAAGAAUGCUCCUGCGCUACAGCCGAAGACCAAACCGACUGCCAGCGUACCGUCCUGCCACGAGAUUGGAGGGUACAUGCCUGGGCGUCUGGAGUUCGAGGUGGAAUACGCCAAUGACGCGGAAGAAUCCGUGCAACUUAUGCAGUUUGAUCCGGGUGACGGCAUCAACCCACGCACCGGCGAGCUGGAGCCCGAGAUGGAGCUCAAGCUCACCGUGAUGGAGAUCUACAACUGCAGGUUGACACAGCGGGUUGAGCGAAAGAAGGUGAUGUUUGAGCACAACCUGCUGGAUUAUAGGGAGAACAGCAAGGCCGAAAAGAAGCGGUCGAAGGAGGAGCGCGAUCUUCUCCUUAAGGCAAAGCCUUUCGCGCGCAUGAUGAACCGGGUCGACUUCGAGCAGUUCUGUCAGGGCCUUAUCGAUGAGCUCAACCUCCGACAAGCGAUUGCACAGCUGCAGGAAUGGCGCAGUCUCAGGAUUGGCGACCUCCGAAGCGGCGAGAAGUACGAGCAGGAGAAGGCGGCGCGCAUUCAGAAGUCCAUACCUUUGGGAUCUAUGGAUCGCGAAAGAUUGGCUGCCACGCAGCGGAACAAGCAGCCACCGCCUCCAGAGCCCCCAAGUGGUGCCGCCCUCCUGGUCGCCCCAGAGCUCCCGAUUCGCUCCGCGGCGACAAACGGCGAAGGACCGAACGGCAUCAAGACCGAGGCCAACGGGGGCCACGUUGACGGUGGAAGCGUUGUCGUCGUGAACGGCGCAGCUUCCUCACGACAGCGAUACAUUCCGCCGCCAAUUCCCGGCGUGCAACCCAUGCAGCUCACUCAAGACAAUGCACCGGACCUCCAUCUUCUUACAUCGGACGAGAUUAAACUUUGCGAAACGCUUCGCAUCCAGCCGAAGCCGUAUCUGAUGAUCAAGGAACAGAUCCUCAAGGAGGCCGUGAAGGGCAACGGGAGUCUCAAGAAGAAACAAGCCAAAGAGAUCUGCCGCUUGGACUCGCAGAAGGGUGGGAGAAUUUUUGAUUUUAUGGUCAAUGCUGGUUGGGUGGUGAAAGCUUGAUUCGGGGACAGCAGCUGUGUCCACUUUGGCGGGAUCUCUCCAUGGCGGAAGUUGGGAUGCUUCCUUUUUUACGGGCGUUGGGGUUGGCGGGGCGUGAUACCACACAGCGAUGGAAAUUAGUCUUGCAUGAUUUAUGAUUACAUAGCUUUGCAAUGGCAAUUUUGCACAUGGCCUUUGGCAAC
Messenger RNA from Thermothielavioides terrestris NRRL 8126, 1952 nucleotides. RefSeq lists its product as uncharacterized. Bases 211 to 1770 code for a protein of 519 amino acids. Gene Ontology annotation, cellular component: nucleus; SAGA-type complex. Lineage: Eukaryota; Fungi; Ascomycota; Sordariomycetes; Sordariales; Chaetomiaceae. The record is from RefSeq and is a predicted model, not a curated record. Gene Ontology annotation, molecular function: chromatin binding; zinc ion binding; transcription coactivator activity. Gene Ontology annotation, biological process: regulation of transcription by RNA polymerase II; chromatin remodeling. The transcript is spliced from 2 exons.